Molecule: messenger RNA, 341 nt
Organism: Papilio xuthus (Asian swallowtail)
Lineage: Eukaryota; Metazoa; Arthropoda; Insecta; Lepidoptera; Papilionidae
Product: chymotrypsin inhibitor
Exons: 3
Coding region: 46-321 (91 amino acids)
Source: RefSeq, a predicted model, not a curated record
UUGAUGGGGAAAACAUCACAUUAGUUAGUUAGGUUCGCUAUCAACAUGCGUGUCUAUAUGAGUUUUGUUUUAUGCUGCACAUUUAUGUUCCUUGUUAAAUAUGGUUCGGCAGACCCUAUGAGAUGCUCGAAACCAAACGAAAUAUUAGACUGCAUGUCUCCUUGUGCUGAAAAAACUUGUCAAACUCGUAACACCGAAUGUACGAAAGAAAGUUUUGGUAUUUGCAGAGUUAAAUGUGUUUGCAAAAAUGGAUUCUAUAGAGAUACUAAUGAUAAUUGCAUCUCCGUAAAAGAUUGUGAUUACCAAGUACACAGGAGUUGAAAAUAUCUUAAUAAAACUUC